Messenger RNA from Arabidopsis lyrata subsp. lyrata, 1923 nucleotides. RefSeq names its product histone-lysine N-methyltransferase SUVR4. The transcript is spliced from 8 exons. Gene Ontology annotation, molecular function: histone methyltransferase activity; zinc ion binding; protein binding. Lineage: Eukaryota; Viridiplantae; Streptophyta; Magnoliopsida; Brassicales; Brassicaceae. The record is from RefSeq and is a predicted model, not a curated record. Gene Ontology annotation, cellular component: nucleus. The coding region runs from base 238 to 1668 and encodes 476 amino acids.
ACGAUACAGAAAUGCAGAUACUGCGAGAAAGUGUGUGUGUUUAGGGCAUUUAUCAAUUCAAAAAUUGAUUAAUUUAUUAAGUUCGAGCUCUUUGCAUGCAAAUCAUUCGCCGUCUUCUUCCACAAUUGUGUUUUUUAGCCGGCGGCUGGAUUCGAGAAGCUUCCGAUUGCUCUGUAUAGUCUCUCUCCGUACCAACCAGUGAGGUUUUUUGUUUGUUCUGUUGAAAGUGAUCUUGAUAUGCAACAAGCGAUGCUCCCCCAUAAAGACGAGAAGGUACGCAAAGCUUUAGAGAAAACAAGGGAAUUGGGUAUUGCCGAUGAAAAGACAAUGCCAGUGCUUAUGAAGCUCCUAGAAGAGGCUGAUGGCCAUUGGUCAUUAAUAAAAUUGGAUAACUAUACUGCACUUGUCGACGCUAUUCUCUCUGUUGAGGAAGAGAAGAAGCAAUGUGAAGGUUCAUCUAAUGGCAAUAGAGGGAAGAAUCUUAAGGUCAUUGGCUCUCCUGCUUCUCUGAAAAAAACUUACGAAACCCGUUCUGCAUCCUCAGGUUCGUCCAUUCAGGUAGUCCAGAAGCAGCCACAGAUUAGCAAUGGUGAUCGCAAGAGGAAAUAUAAAAGCAGAAUUUCUGACAUAACUAAAGGUUCAGAGAGCGUUAAAAUAUCUCUUGUCGAUGAUGUUGGGAGUGAAGCUGUGCCUAAGUUUACUUACAUCCCUCACAAUAUUGUAUACCAAAGUGCUUAUCUCCACGUGUCUCUGGCUCGAAUUUCUGAUGAAGAUUGCUGCGCGAACUGCAAAGGGAACUGUCUUUCAGCUGACGUUCCUUGCACUUGUGCUCGUGAAACCAGUGGAGAAUAUGCUUAUACCAAAGAAGGGUUGCUAAAGGAAAAGUUUCUGGACACCUGUCUUAAGAUGAAAAAGGAACCAGAUACGUUCCCUAAAGUUUACUGCAAAGACUGCCCUUUGGAGAAAGAUCACGAUAAGGGCACAUAUGGAAAAUGUGAUGGACACUUAAUCCGGAAGUUCAUCAAGGAAUGCUGGAGAAAGUGUGGAUGUGAUAUGCAGUGUGGAAAUCGAGUAGUACAGAGAGGGAUAAGGUGCGAACUGCAGGUUUACUUUACUCAAGAAGGGAAAGGAUGGGGUCUUAGAACACUGCAAGACUUGCCGAAAGGAACCUUUAUCUGUGAAUACAUUGGUGAAGUAUUGACCAACACGGAGUUAUACGACCGGAAUGUAAGGUCUAGUAGUGAACGGCAUACAUAUCCUGUAACUCUGGAUGCAGACUGGGGUUCUGAAAAGGAUCUAAAAGAUGAAGAAGCUCUCUGCCUGGAUGCCACAAUCUGUGGAAAUGUCGCAAGGUUUAUCAAUCACAGAUGCGAGGAUGCAAACAUGAUUGAUAUUCCGGUAGAAAUAGAGACGCCUGACAGACAUUAUUAUCAUAUUGCCUUUUUUACCCUACGGGACGUGAAGGCCAUGGAUGAGUUGACAUGGGAUUACAUGAUAGACUUCAAUGAUAAAAGUCAUCCUGUAAAGGCAUUUAGAUGUUGCUGCGGAAGCGAAUCAUGCAGAGACAGAAAAAUAGAGGGAUCUCAAGGCAAGUCUUUAGAGAGAAGAAGGAUUGUUCCUGCUAAAAAACAACAAGGUUCCAAAGCGGUGGCUUUAAAGCGCAAAUGAGACCGAUCAAUAUUUAGAGUUAAACAUUAAAGAAAACAUGAAACCGCAAAACACUUUGAUCCAUCAUGAGCUCUGCAUAAUUCAGCUAGCUUUCCUGGUUGAUGAUAUAACUUUUAUGGUCUGCAGAUUUUUUUUUCCCCGUACAAUCUCUUCUUCUUUAGGUAGAAAUGUUAUGUUGCCUAACCAAAGAAACUCACUGUUAGUUCUGUUCUUAAAAUUUCAUGGCAUACAAAAUAAAUAAACCUUUUUCCUAUA